Molecule: messenger RNA, 2319 nt
Organism: Ophidiomyces ophidiicola
Lineage: Eukaryota; Fungi; Ascomycota; Eurotiomycetes; Onygenales; Onygenaceae
Exons: 3
Coding region: 1-2319 (772 amino acids)
Molecular function (GO): protein binding
Source: RefSeq, a predicted model, not a curated record
AUGUUCUCCGCCGCCGGCAUCCGCGCCGACUCGCCGCAGCGGACGCUGUCGCUGAUGGCGCUGCCGCUCAAUCUCAUCGCUCUGAUCCUGUCCUACCUCGACGAUGUCGGCGAUCUCUCGCGCCUGUGCCGCACCUGUCGCGUCCUCAACUACAUGGCGCUGCCGCAGCUCUACAAGACCAUCACGCUGACCUCCUACGACAAGAUCCGCUACCGCGAUGAGCUGCCCGAGGGCUGCGGCAGCGCCAGCCCGUUUUCCAUGGGCCUCAACGCCAUCGUCACCCGCAACGUGGCGCCGUUGGUGCGCUCUUUCACCAUGCGCGGAGACUGGCGGGAGGACGGUCUGGACGAGCAUGCUCGCGUCGGCCGGGUGCCCGACUCGUCGAUGAUGCUGAACAUCGCCGUGCGCGCUGCUAUCGAUAGGAUGACUGGCUUGGAGAGCUUUAGCUGGGAGCUCACGUCCAAGAUGAUGGAGACGGCGUAUAUCGGCCUCUCGCAGCUCCCCAAGCUGACCUCGUUGACCGUGCGGUUUCCGUCCAGUCGCCACCCUCGUCCUACCACCGUGAUCCCCGCCAUGCCUCACCUGCGGUCCCUUAAGGUCACCGAUAUAGACCCGCUCUGCUAUCCCGACGACAUUUCGGCGCUCCUGUUGCACAGCAAAAAGCUGCGAGAACUCAAGAUGCACUGGUCGCCGCGCAUGAGAGAGGCCCAAGAGCCGAGCGUGACGCUGCACGACUACUUUCGCAAGUGCAUCGCCGCAAAGUCGCCAUUGCGGCUGAGGAAGAUCGCGCUGCAGAACUUCUACGCCCUGCACACCGACGACUUCGAGGCGGCGAUUGACCCGGUCGUGCUGGAGGAGAUCACGACGCUGAAUAGCCCUGGUGUUUACGACGCCUCCAUGUCCGCAGUGACGUUUGUGGAGAACAGCUGGCCGCCGCCCGCCAAACAGUGCCUUGGGAUCAAGAGCCUGCGGAACGAUCGUAUCGAGAGGAAAGGCUGCGACUUUCUAAACAGCCUAGAGAACCUCGAGCGGUUGUAUUUCGUGACGCCCAUUCGCGAUGCAUCGGAUUCUAUCAACAGCCCCCGAACUGCCACGUCAAAUCAAUCGUCGGCAGCUCUAACACCUUCAAAUCUUGACGCACCGAACAGCAACCACCAAGCCCACCAUCCUCUUCCUCCUGCGACUCUAGCCUCCCACAAUUCUCUUCGCGACUCGUACAUUCAUACCAUUUCCUCCACUCAAGGCGCACGGCUCCGUCACCUCCUACUUUCGUCCCGCUGGGCUCUCCCCAGCCAGCUGAUAGCUCGACUCGUUCGCUCGUGUCCCAAUCUCGAGCAGCUUGCAUUGGCUACUGACCUCUCUAGCUUCGAAACCCUGGGUCUUUUGAUCCCGUUUCUACAGAAAUUGCUUGCAAUCCGCCUGCUCAUACCCACCGGUCCUGCCAGUGCACAAUUCCCCCCUUCAAGACCAAAAGAUGGCCCGGCCACCAGCCUCUUUCCCCCUACUAUCCAUACAAACCAACAAGACUCAGGUCCUCUGCACGCCAAGUCGCUGUCGGAGAUCGUCGAUAUGGACGACGCCAUCUUCAACGAGGCGAUGGGCUCGCGGCUCGCCGACAAGGAAAUCUUCGGAAAACUGAAAAUCAUCGGCCUGGGGUGGAAAGCGUGGGAGCUGGGCGAGUUCUACACGAUCCCUGUGGCCGAGGGCUCGAAUACGUACGACUGGGCCUUUUCGCGGAACGCCGCCCAAAAUGGAAACGGUGUCCGUCUGCCUCGCACUGCCGCGUCGACGACGACGACGACGCCGGCGGGACAGCAACAGGCACAGGCACAGGCACAGCCCAGCCCCGCGGCAGAGCCGCGCAACCCUCCCCAUUCCCGUCCGUCGCAGUCCCGAAGCCACUGGAAGACGCCGGCGACCGCGACGAUUCUCGGAAAACGCAAGCAGCCGCCGGCGUCGUCCGCGGAGCAGUCGAGUACUCCGGCCGCCCGGGCCUCCCCGCCACAGCCUCCUCUGCCUCAUUCCGCCGUCAACACGCCGCCGCCGGCGCUACCACCGCCUCCUCCUCCUCCGCCCAACACCGCGCAUGUCAAUGGGAAUUCUUCGCUUCCACCAGACGCAGCGUCUCUGCUGGAAGACCUGGGAUGUGCGAUGCCGGCGGACACCAGGACGAAAAUCGCGCAUGGCAUCAGCGAACCGACGUCGUCCUCCUCCUCUAGUGGAGAACAACCGGUGCUCUGGCGACGAAGGGUCCAUCGGGUCGGGUGGGACGUUCUGCAGCACUGGGAGAUCUGGGGGCUGGAUGUGCAGGAAAUUUGA